AUGCAGCUCACCCAGCUCCUCCUCGCUACCGGCCUCUUCGCCUCCUCAGCCUUCGCUGCCCCUGCCGCUGAGGGCAAGUCUAUGAUGGCUGCCGGUCCCCAGUGGACCAUCCAGAACACCAAGCGUGUCUGCAACGCUGACGCCUGCACCUGGACCUUCGGCAUCAACCCCGGCUCCGGCAGCCCUACCCAGUGCACCUACGUCGUGAAGGGCAAGAACGCCGCCCAUGCCAACGGCGGUCCCUCCAACUGCGGUGCCUACACCGUCACCUCCGGCUGGAGCGGCCAGUUCGGCGAGGGCCAGGGCUUCACCACUCUCUCCGUUGUCAACAACAAGGCCCGCCAGAUCAUCUGGCCCGCCUACACCGACAAGCAGCUUGCCGGUGGCAAGGUUGUCAAGCCCGACCAGAGCUACGCUCCUGCUGCUCUCCCUUAA
Molecule: messenger RNA, 435 nt
Organism: Penicillium olsonii
Lineage: Eukaryota; Fungi; Ascomycota; Eurotiomycetes; Eurotiales; Aspergillaceae
Source: the annotation of a GenBank genome assembly